CGCUCUGCUUCUCCGUCGAGGUUACUGCGUCGUCUCCCGGAGAUUUGCAUUGAAUUCGAUCGCUCCUAAGUCAAGUCAGCUGAAUCUCGAGAUGGUCUACAUAGUUUCAUGGGACGAAUUCGUAGAUCGAUCUGUUCAGCUUUUCAAAGCUGACCCCGAAUCUACUAGGUAUGUUGUCAAGUAUAGACAUUGUGAUGGCAAGUUGGUUCUUAAGGUUACUGAUAACAAAGAGUGUCUCAAGUUCAAGACGGACCAAGCACAAGAAGCAAAGAAGAUGGAGAAACUGAAUAACAUAUUCUUCACCCUCAUGGCCAGAGGACCUGAUGUUGAUCUUUCUGAAGUGAACGGGAAAGAACAGAUGGAGACACAACCUGUGAAGAAAGGCAGAGGAAGGAAGCAAUAAGUCCCAUGAUUCUGUUUUUCUUUCUUUUCUUUUCCUUUUUGGUAUCAAGAUUUUGAUCCAUUUUUGGGGGAUAUUUUGAGAUGGGGAUUUGUGAUGAUAGGAUAAUUAAAUAUUUGUUCUAAUUUAAGCUGACUUUUGAUCUAAAAGAAUACAUUUUUUUUUAUCGAAAAUGCUAAUUAUCAUCCA
Messenger RNA from Raphanus sativus (radish), 589 nucleotides. RefSeq names its product signal recognition particle 9 kDa protein. The coding region runs from base 92 to 403 and encodes 103 amino acids. Gene Ontology annotation, biological process: negative regulation of translational elongation; SRP-dependent cotranslational protein targeting to membrane. Gene Ontology annotation, cellular component: signal recognition particle, endoplasmic reticulum targeting. NCBI's taxonomy places the organism in Eukaryota, Viridiplantae, Streptophyta, Magnoliopsida, Brassicales, Brassicaceae. The record is from RefSeq and is a predicted model, not a curated record. The transcript is spliced from 4 exons. Gene Ontology annotation, molecular function: 7S RNA binding.